This is a messenger RNA of Dipodomys spectabilis (banner-tailed kangaroo rat), 795 nucleotides long. RefSeq names its product aldo-keto reductase family 1 member B10-like. The coding region runs from base 110 to 763 and encodes 217 amino acids. The transcript is spliced from 10 exons. Gene Ontology annotation, cellular component: cytosol; mitochondrion. Gene Ontology annotation, molecular function: aldose reductase (NADPH) activity. NCBI's taxonomy places the organism in Eukaryota, Metazoa, Chordata, Mammalia, Rodentia, Heteromyidae. The record is from RefSeq and is a predicted model, not a curated record.
UGAGGUUGGAACAGCCAUUCAAGAAAAGAUUCACAAAAAGUUGGUGAAGCGGGAGGACCUCUUCAUUGUUAGCAAGUUGUGGCCCACCUUCUUUGAAAGAAACCUGGUGAUGAAAGCCUUCCGGAAGAUGCUCAAGGAUCUGAAGCUUGACUAUCUGGAUCUCUAUCUUAUUCACUUUCCACAAGGACUGAAGCCUGGAAAGGAGCUCUUCCCCAGUGAUGCUAAUGGCCAAUUCAUCAUGGGCACAGCAACAUUCUUGGAUGCCUGGGAGGCCAUGGAGGAGCUGGUGCAGGAGGGGUUGGUGAAAUCUCUUGGUGUCUCCAACUUCAACCACUCUCAGAUUGAGUGGCUCCUGAACAAGCCUGGACUGAAAUACAGACCAGUGAAUAAUCGGGUCGAAUGUCACCCAUACCUGACCCAGGACAAACUGAUCCAGUACUGCCACUCCAAGGACAUCACUGUCACAGCCUAUUGCCCCCUGGGAUCUCCAGAGAGACCUUGGGCCAAGCCAGGGGAACCUUUACUGCUGGAAGAUCCCAGGAUUAAGGAGAUUGCUGAGAAGCACAAAAGAAGUGUAGCCCAGGUUCUGAUUCGCUUCCAUAUCCAGAGGAAUGUGGCGGUGAUCCCCAAGUCUGUGACACCAGCACGCAUCAUUGAGAACUUGAAGGUCUUCGACUUCACAUUGAGUAAUGAGGAGAUAGCCACCAUCCUCAGCUUCAACAGAAACUGGAGGGCCUGUUCUUUACUUAGUUUUCUCAUUUGAGUGAGUAUCCCUUCCAUGCUGAAUACUGAAGC